AUGAAAGUGAGUAUAAAAGAUUACAUGCAGAAAUACGAAAAGAAACACGGCGAGCAAAAGAAGAAUGGUACAAGUGGGACGUUUCACAAGGAACAAUGCUCUGAAAUUGAGAGUUAUGAAACAAGACAUGAUAGUUUCAACUUACACAAAAAAGUUAAAGAUUUAGCUGGACUUAAUAAAAAGAAAAGUACAAGUUUAUUGUUAGAUAAAAAUGACAAAAUAAUUCCUGAUGUUAAAGGUAAACUGGACAGGUGGACAGAAUAUGUCAAGGAACUAUUUGAAGAUACAAGAAAAGAUCAAAAAUUUUAUGAUAACAUGAUCGGAGAACGAGGACCAAGCAUAUCGAAAGAAGAAAUAUUACAUGUUAUCAACAAAUCAAAGACAGGAAAAGCCCCUGGACCGGAUAAGAUACCAAAUGACAUCCUGAAACUCAUAGGAAUAGACCAUAUAGAUAUAUUUGUACAAUUGUUUAAUGAUAUUUAUAAUUCGGGAAGUAUUCCUAGGGAUAGGUUGACAUCUACCUUUGUUACAUUACCCAAAAAGGCUAAUGCCAAAACUUGUUAG
Messenger RNA from Schistocerca americana (American grasshopper), 564 nucleotides. RefSeq lists its product as uncharacterized. The record is from RefSeq and is a predicted model, not a curated record. The transcript has 2 exons. NCBI's taxonomy places the organism in Eukaryota, Metazoa, Arthropoda, Insecta, Orthoptera, Acrididae. The coding region runs from base 1 to 564 and encodes 187 amino acids.